AUGCUUUCAAAAGACCCGGAGAGAACUCGAAAAAUUCUCUUUUCGAGAAACUUCGUCGGAGACAGCGAAAUGGACUUCGACAAAGAAACCCUAGAAGAGCUCUUAGGAAACAUUUCUAUGGUCGCCUCUGUCUACCACAAACUCCCCGAAACUUUUGUACCCAAAACGAGGCCCCCGGGGGCCCCCCAGGGGGCCCCUGGGGGCCCCCCGGGGGCCCCUGGGGGCCCCCCGGGGGCCCCUGGGGGGCCCCUGGGGGCCCCUGGGGGGCCCCUAGAGGGGCCCCUGGGGGGCCCCUCUUUGGGGAGCUUUUCUUCGCAAGAAGAGUCGGGGCAGCAGGUUGUUGAGAGGGCCAGAAGGGCCUUAGAGCAGCAGCAGCAGCAGCAGCAGCAGAGCCGCAGCAGCAGCAGCAGCAGCAGCAGCAGCAGCAGGAGUAGGAGCAGGAGCGCGCUCUCGGACUCCGAAGAAAGCAGCCCUGUGGAUUUGCUAGAUUUGAGCGACUCUUCAAUUUCCGGCGCGUCCUCGAAGGCCUUUUCCGCGCAGCACACUUCAUUGCUUGCAGCAGAAACCCCAGAGGCGAGGCAGCAAAAGGGUUUAGAGAUCACAACUGCUUUCUUCAGGCCCGAGGGCGGGCGCGGGAAACACCCCCGCGUUGGUGAACAGUUUGUUGACUUCGCUGUGCAACAUUUCGCCCUUCUGAGUGGCGCAGCUUUGAAGACUUCAUUGGGUGUAAUUUACUUUCCCAUUUCUUACACUCUUGGAGAUGUUUUAGAAGACAAACCUCCAAUUCAAAAAGACCUUUUCAGGCAGCAGUGGCAGGCCCUCGGCGAGGCCAAACAGAUCCCCAUUUUCCACAACUUCCUAAUGUCAGUACUAGGGCUAACCCAAUCAGAGGCAGCUGCUGCAGAGGCAGCUGCAGCAGCAGCAGCAGCAGCAGCUGCUGCUGCUGCUGCUGCUGCAGAGGCAGCUGUUGCAGAGGCAGCUAAUGCUGCAGCAGCAGCAGCUGCUGCUGCUGCUGCUGCAGAGGCAGCUGCUGCAGCAGCUGCUGCAGCAGCUGCUGCAGCAGCACCUGCAGCACCAGCGACUGCCGCUGCUGCACGAACAGCAGCAGCUGCCGCUGCUGCUGCAGCAACGCCCACAACACCCGCAGCAGCAGCAGCAGCAGCAGCAGCAGCAGCAACAGCAGCAGACUAA
This is a messenger RNA of Eimeria necatrix, 1191 nucleotides long. Its product is annotated as beta adaptin protein, putative. The record is from RefSeq and is a predicted model, not a curated record. Lineage: Eukaryota; Apicomplexa; Conoidasida; Eucoccidiorida; Eimeriidae. Gene Ontology annotation, molecular function: ice binding. The transcript has 8 exons. Bases 1 to 1191 code for a protein of 396 amino acids.